Messenger RNA from Dermatophagoides farinae (American house dust mite), 1308 nucleotides. RefSeq lists its product as uncharacterized. Lineage: Eukaryota; Metazoa; Arthropoda; Arachnida; Sarcoptiformes; Pyroglyphidae. The record is from RefSeq and is a predicted model, not a curated record.
GAAGAGGAAAAAUUUUGAUUCAAUUUUUUUUGACAAACCUAAUAUCGAUGUUUAUUUUACUCAUCAUCAUCAUUGGGGUCGGGUCUUUCAUGUUCCAUUUCUCAUGGAACGAAACGAAAAUAAAAUCAGAUGAAAUUAGUUCAACAAAAACAAACAACAAACAACAAUAUGUCUCAGUUUAACAUUGAUUCGACCGGUGAUUAUCGAUAUAAUAAUGUAUUAUUAUUAUUAUUUGGUCCAAGUCAAUCAAGUUAAAAAUGAAUGCAAAAGAAAAACGUUCAAACCUGAUGAAAAUACGUAUGGAACAUUCGUAUGUAUUUCGAUGACUAUAUAAACCUGCCGCAUGACAAUGUAUUCAAUCAUCAAACAACCGAAAAAACAUUUUCAAAUCAUAAAAUUCAAAAUCAACUUUAAAUUUUUUCAACAAAAAUGUUCCAAACAAUUAAGACCUCAACAAUUUUGGUUCUUAUGAUGGCCACAAUUCUAGUCUCGGCUCAAUCAUAUUCAUCGCCAACGAAAAAUAUUAUUCAACAACAAUAUGAACCAAGCGGUGGUUCAUCCGGAUCCGAUGAAUUCGGUCAUGAACGUAUGGUCGGUAGAGUCAUACCAUUGGCCGUAAAAACACGACAGACAUUUGAUUUUAUUCCCGUCGACAUUCCUAUGGAACGAACUGAACCUUAUAUCAUUGAAGUUGGUGCCAAUUCCUUACCAUUGGUGAUGCAAUUCAAAUCGGCUUCAAGUCGAUUACAAAUUGAACAAAAUCAUGCAGGAAGUGGACUGGAUCGAAUGGUAGAAACCACAUCGGAAGAUCAGCCAAAACAUUUACGACACAAAGUUGUGAAACCGAUUAUCCAGGAAGUACGAGAAAUAAUCAAACCAUAUCGACGAAUCAUUCAAGAGAUUCAGCCAGUUACUGAAGAUAUAAAAACAAUAAUAGCACAGAAACAGGAUUCAAGAGCACCAACUACUAAACAUGAUGAACAAGGUGGCUUUACCGGUAGCAGUUCAUUUGAUGGAACAAAACAUGAAUCACCAUCAAUUUAUCCACCAACAAAAUCAUCAUUGCCAAGUUAUCCUAGCAAAACGGCCAGAUCAAUUUAUUGGAGUACGAAAAAUUAUUAGAUUCAUCUUAGAUCAUUAGAUCUUUUAAUGAUGAUAACGAUGACAAUCUAAACAGCAAUAUUUCAUUAUCAUCAUCAUCAUUCAUUCAUUCUAUUGAAAUUGAAACAAAACAAAUAAUACGGGCUACAUUUACAUAAUCAACAUAAAAUUUUGAAGAAAAAAAAAUUGUAAACAGUUACUUUUGAC